ACAGUAGAGGAACCAGUAUUUCUUCAACCCGCCCAAGAACGCCAUACGCUCUCAUUCAAAGUGGCGCCAUAACGGCUACAUCAGAGAAGCCAUGAGUUUCGAUUUAAGUAGCUCUUGAAAGGAGUUGGCGGAACUCUGUUUGAAUUCUUUUGAUUCCAAAUAGGUUUUCUUUUUCAUGUUUUUCAGAUUUCAAAGACACCUGCGUUCGCGUUCUGGAGUUUUUUUUAUUUCUAGGGUUUGUGCAAUUUGGAAUUUUUGAAGAUCGCUAGGGUUUACAGGAUUCGGUGAUGGAUCUUCCUUCGGAAGUUGAGAAUUACAUCAAGGAAACAAUAGAUCAUGCAUUAGGUCUCCCUGUGUCAGUGGAGACGCUGGAGUUGAAGCUUCGUGUCUCUCAGGAUUCUCAGAGGCGACUUGCUCAUCAUUGCGAUGCUCUACAGUCCAAAAUCAAAGAGAAAGAACAGUUGAUUGAGCGCAGUAGGGCUGAAGCGACAAUGAACGCUCAAGCUUUGAAGAAAUUUGUGGAUGAGAACCGUAAACUGGCUACCGAAUGCUUAUAUCUUUCGGGUCAAUGUGAGAAAUGGGAGAGAGAGUGCUCUUUAUAUGAUCAUGACCGAGAUGCAUUGAUGGAGUUCGGGAACGAGGCUGAUCAGCGUGCAAGGGAGGCUGAGAAUCGUGUUCGUGAAUUGGAGGAGGAGGUUAGACGGUUAUCAGAUGAACUGCAGUUCUUUAAACAUGAACACGAGAUGAAAAAGGUUGAUUCGUCUUCUGAUGGUAGAGAUUUGGAGGAUAACUUACUCGAGUUGGUUUUACCAACAUGUAAUUGUUAUGAUCGAGUUAAAUCUGCUCAUGCAUUUUUAGAAACAAGCAUUGAUCAAGAUUCAAGCCAAAAGCUUAUGAAAAUGUGGAACUGCUUAAAGCCUUCAACUCAAAAGACUCUAUCACUAGCUGCAUAUGUGAAGGCCGUCGAGAAGGAUUGCGAACAUCUGAGGGUAAAUCUACAAAGAGCUGAAGAAGAGGUGAAAUUGUUGUAUGAAGAUAAUAUGCUUCUUGACAAGGAGAACAAGAAGUUGCUGAAACGGUACCAGGAAGAUAAAACCCAACAUUCAGGUGAUAAGCAGGCCAACAGUGAGUCUGCCGCCAAGUCAAAUAAGCGAAAAUCAUGCCCGAAAAUCAGUAUUCCGAUUGAAGAAAAGAAUAUUAUUAAUGAGGCUGAUUCUACCCGACAACCUCUUUCACCUUUGCAACAUAACUCACCCGACUCGAGAACACGGAAGAAGUAGUUGCAACCCAAGAAUAACACAGGUUAUCCCCCCUCCAUUUUCAAGCAUAGACUGAGCUAACAUAGCAAAAUUUGAAUAUAGAUACACUAUAACAUAAUCUAGAGAGGUGUUGAGCUCUUCUAAAUGAAAGAGCCUUUCUUUCACUUCUGUGUUUCCUUUGCUGCCCAAUGUUAUCAAGGAAACUCUCGUCUUGGUUUCGUGCCAAUGUAGCUGAAUUCUUGUUGUUCCUCGUCUGAUUCCAAAUGAUACUUAGGCUUUGGAUAAAAUGUUGUAGCCAUUUUGAAACUUA
Cucurbita maxima (winter squash) is the source of this 1569-nucleotide messenger RNA. RefSeq names its product centriolin. Lineage: Eukaryota; Viridiplantae; Streptophyta; Magnoliopsida; Cucurbitales; Cucurbitaceae. The record is from RefSeq and is a predicted model, not a curated record. The coding region runs from base 288 to 1280 and encodes 330 amino acids. The transcript is spliced from 6 exons.